AUGAGCACUUCUCAUCAGCAGGCCGUGCCACUCCCCACCCAUGCUCCAACGGUACCGACAAGCACAUCGUCUACUGCACAAAAGAAUGCGCGCACAGCCUAUCCCGACAUGUUAGGCACACCUCCGAUUCCUCCCCCGAGGACUUCUUCCACACACCAUAGUCGCCGCAGUCCGAAUGGAACAUCCGCAGACAAGACCAGUAGCUCGAGACAAGGCAAGAGCAGGUCGGAUAGAAAAGAGAAUCGUGAUAAUCGCGAUCGCACGCGCGAUGACCGAAAUGGCAAAUCACGGAGGCAUCAAGCGGAGGAAGCUCCGCGCGAAGCACAGCAAUCAAAAACGGCUCCCCCAGUGACAAACCCAGCUGAGUCGGAAAUGGAAAAUAUCUCUAGUCAAGGAAACUUGGUAAAAGAACCAAGCGCAGUGAUUAGCUCCGUUCUUGUCAGUGAUCCUGCGGUGGACGCCGUGAGAGAACAAGCGCGACAAGUUGGCGCGGAACAUACCCCUUCUUCUGGUUUCGAUGGCAUGGGCGGCGACGGUGCGGAGGAGGCUCGCGGGCCCCGAAGUCGGCACGACUAUGGCAACGGGAAUGUUAUUAAGCGCAAGGAAACCACCUUCGGCUCUUACAUUCUUGGACAAACCCUCGGCGAGGGCGAGUUCGGAAAGGUCAAGUUGGGAUGGAAGCGCGACGGCAGCAUCCAGGUUGCUAUCAAGCUCAUUCGAAGAGACACGCUGGGAACCAAUCCUAGCCGCCUGCCGAAAAUCUACCGUGAAAUUGCUAUUCUGCGCGAGCUGGCACACCCCAACAUUGUGCGCCUUCACGAAAUGGUGGAAACCGACCGUCAUAUUGGGAUCAUCAUGGAGUACGCGUCAGGAGGCGAACUUUUCGACUACAUUCUGAACAACAGGUAUCUGAAAGAUAACUCCGCACGUCGACUGUUUGCUCAGCUCGUUUCCGGAGUCGGCUACCUGCACAAGAAGGGCAUUGUGCAUCGUGAUCUCAAGCUGGAAAACCUGCUGCUCGAUCGAAACCGCAACAUCAUUAUUACAGACUUCGGAUUCGCCAACACUUUCGACCCUGUGGACCCGCUAGACGAGGAGAUCGAGUAUAACCUGACCAACAAGGAAUAUGUGAAAAGAAAGAAGUUAGACAAAAUCGGUAGUAACGGUCUACGGCGAGGCGAUCUAAUGCAAACGAGCUGUGGCAGUCCUUGCUACGCGGCCCCCGAGCUUGUCGUGAGCGACUCUUUAUACACAGGCCGGAAGGUGGAUGUGUGGAGUUGUGGUGUGAUCUUGUACGCCAUGUUGGCAGGAUAUUUGCCUUUCGAUGAUGACCCAGCAAACCCAGACGGCGACAACAUCAAUCUUCUGUACAAAUACAUUGUCACUACUCCUCUCACAUUCCCCGAAUAUGUCACGCCGCAUGCACGCGAUCUAUUGAGGCGGAUAUUGGUUCCUGAUCCUCGGAAACGCGCAGACUUAUUUGAAGUUGCCCGUCAUAGCUGGCUCAGUGAAUACUCGAACAUUGUGUCCCAUAUCACAAGCAGCACAACGAACGUUAUGGAUAUCGCAAACACCACGAUCCCAUCUGGUAAGAGCAAGUCAAGGAAGCGGUUGAAUUCAAAUUGCUCACAUAUAUCUACAGAAACUCAAAAAGAAGCACCACCUCUUGUCCGCAGUGCCUCAGUACGCGAGCCACCGAAGACACAUCAGAACAGUGUGGCAGCUGUUGGUGGACUCAAUCAUCAUGCUGGGGAUAUUUCCCAAGACCCGCCAACCGAAAAGUCCAGGACCCCCCGCGACGCCAAGCGGAGAACGGUACAAGUCGAAUAUGUCGCUCCGCAAUCACAGACGACGAGAGGCGACCCCCCGGCGGAAUCCUCUGCACCACGCGGCCGACUCCCGGUCUCAGAGGCUCAAAGUGCUGCUUCAGCGCAAAGACCGGCAGACCCAGCCCGGCACGUUGCAGAAGUACCGGCACUCAACCUCAACAAACCACUUCCAGGACACUUCCCGCGCUCUACUUCGGACAAUGCAGCCCUUACUGGGACGCAAACAGCUACAGUGCCUCAAGGCCCUCGACCGGCCACUGGUGGAUCUAUGAAUUCUUUCGGCAACACCGGUCGUUUGCCUUCCCGUGGCUCCUAUGGUCAGCCGGUGGCUCCUACUGUUACCGCGACUAAUACAGAAGGCCGUCUGGCACAGCCCAAAAGCAGACAGUUUGCUCUUGCGCAGGAAUCCGCGCAAGCCUCGAGCACAUCUAUCUCUCGCCCAAGCACCCGCAACCCACAACUGCCUCCCACUUUCAACACUACUCCCCGACAAGAGCCACCAAAGGGCCACAAGAGGUCCAAUACUGUCUCGAGUCUGGGAGAGAAGCUUUUCGGUCGUUCAGGGUCGAUUUUGGGUGGCCGUACGCAAUACAAUGCUCCUCGCACAAAGCAGGACAGGCGUCCACCCCCUAGCAUGAAGGAGCCCAUACCGAGAGAAAACUCAAGAAUGUCUGUUGAUUCUCGCCACUCUAUGCAAUAUCCCCACAACCGCAAGCAAAGCGAGUCUGGCGCAGAGAACCGGCCACGUCGAUUCUCAUUGCUUCCACAAUCCUUCUCGUUCCGAGGUUUCUCGAAUGCCCGAGCCCCGACGCCCGAAGAAACCUCGCAGAACCGGCGACCCGUCGACGCUCGUGGCCCACAACGCCCCGCAACGGGCCCUGCAAGCCCCAACCAGAAUCGUGCUCGUGCGACAAGCUACGGUACUCAGGAUGCCAUGGGAGUAGUCAGCGAGCGAUCUGGCGAGGAAGUUCAACAUGGAUCUGAGCUUCUUAGCUACGAGGCUCAGAUUGAUCAGCAGUUCGCAGAUCUGGGAUCCCAAUUCGAUCACCAGAACGGUUCCUUUGGGAUACCAUCCGCUGAGCAAGUCUACCAGAACUCUGCAGAUCCAUACUCUGGUCAUCAAAACUCUCGGUCCAAGCCAAACUACUACGAUGAUUACAACAGCCCAUAUGACAAUGUGCCUAGACAGUCAAUGCAGGCUGGCCGAUCAGGGCGUGGACCCGGUGUUUUACAGAAGAACCACCGCAAAUUUGCGGACGCCUACGAAUAUGAGCGUGAUGGAUCACACCAUUCCGGCAGCUCCGGGGCAGCCCGCAAGGUCAUGGAUUUCUUCCGAAGACGUGCCAAGUCCCGCGCUGGCGAUGACCGUUGA
Molecule: messenger RNA, 3201 nt
Organism: Penicillium bovifimosum
Lineage: Eukaryota; Fungi; Ascomycota; Eurotiomycetes; Eurotiales; Aspergillaceae
Product: putative serine/threonine protein kinase (Kin4)
Exons: 2
Coding region: 1-3201 (1066 amino acids)
Biological process (GO): intracellular signal transduction; microtubule cytoskeleton organization; protein phosphorylation
Cellular component (GO): cytoplasm
Molecular function (GO): ATP binding; tau-protein kinase activity; protein serine/threonine kinase activity
Source: RefSeq, a predicted model, not a curated record